Cornus florida is the source of this 1074-nucleotide messenger RNA. Its product is annotated as pectinesterase QRT1-like. Lineage: Eukaryota; Viridiplantae; Streptophyta; Magnoliopsida; Cornales; Cornaceae. Bases 1 to 1074 code for a protein of 357 amino acids. Gene Ontology annotation, biological process: cell wall modification. Gene Ontology annotation, molecular function: pectinesterase activity. The transcript has 5 exons. The record is from RefSeq and is a predicted model, not a curated record.
AUGAAUUUUGGUCUUGUUGGUGUUGUUAUCUUGGUGUUUUUGGGUGGAAUUGGAGAGGGUUUUGCGGAAUUUGAAGAGACUGGUGUGAGGAAUUAUAUUACUUGGGAUGAUAUGAAGGUGGAUUCAGAUAAGGAGAGCUUGGAUUUCAGAGAUGAACGUAAUGUGAGUCGGAUAAUUGUGGUUGAUAAGAAUGGCAGAGCUGAUUCCAUUACAGUUCAAGGUGCAAUUGAUUUGGUUCCUCAUAAUAAUUCUCAGAGAGUCAAAAUUUACAUUCGUCCGGGAAUUUACAGAGAAAAAGUAUUUGUUCCAUUCUCCAAACCAUACAUUUCAUUCAUUGGAGAUCAAAAUCGAACAUCGGACACCAUUAUUACUUGGAACAACAAAGCCUCUGAUAAAGACGAUCAUGGGUGUGAAUUAGGAACCUAUAGAUCAGCUUCAGUCUCCAUAGAAUCCGAUUACUUCUGCGCAACCGGGAUCACUUUCGAGAAUUCAGUAGUUGCAGUGCCUGGAGGGUAUGGAAUGCAAGCAGUGGCAUUGAGAAUAUCUGGCGAUAAAGCAAUGUUCUAUAGAGUUAGAGUUUUGGGGACACAGGACACACUCUUGGAUGACACUGGGUCCCACUAUUUUUACCAGUCUUACAUUCAAGGGUCUGUGGAUUUCAUAUUUGGCAAUUCAAGAUCACUGUAUCAGGAAUGUGUUCUUCACUCGAUAGCCGAAAGAUUCGGAGCAAUCGCAGCUCAUCACAGGGAUUCAGCAGAGGAUGAUACUGGUUUUUCUUUUAUAGACUGUAAAAUAAAUGGAAGUGGCAUGGUGUACUUGGGAAGAGCUUGGGGAAACUAUUCGCGAGCGAUUUAUUCGUUCUGUGACAUUGAUAAUAUCAUAACUCCAUCGGGAUGGAGUGAUUGGAACCACCCAUCCAGGCAAAUGACUGCAGUGUUUGGGGAAUACAAGUGCAGGGGCAGAGGAGCUAAUGGAAGGAAUAGGGUGUCAUGGGCAAAGUCUUUUAGUCACGACGAAAUCUCACCUUUUCUGGAUAUGAAAUUCAUAGGUGGAGAGCAAUGGUUGAAAUUAUAG